AAGAAAUCGAAUGCUAAAUUUCUCUGUUAGACUGGAAAAACUCAUUACCAUUGCUACAAAUGAAGACACAAAGGAUUUUCAAAUCUUUAGUUCUGCAAUAGGAAGAUUUUGAAGAUUAAAUUACUUUUCGGGGAUUUCAGUUUUAUCUGUCACGUUGACUGGUUGGGCGGUAUUACGAAGAUAUGAUAGAGAAGCCAGUUUUCUUUGAACAGGUUAAGUUAGGCAUUCUCAAAUUCCAUAACGAUAAGAUGGAAAGAGUCACGGAUGAGACUAAUUUCUUGCAAAGUCUGUGUGAGUCCUUGGAAUCAGUCCUGCGUAUGGGAUUAAAGUGUGGACAUCGUCUAUUGAGACGAAAGGAUUAUUGGGAUUGGAUGAAAAAAGUACCACAUAUUUGCCAAGAAUGCGAUAUUUUGUUCAUCCUGGAUAUCAAGAAGCAGUUAGUCAGGUACAUAAAUGUCGAUGUAUUACCACUGCUCAAGGACGUGGACGUCUUCUCAUCCGUCUGUUAUUGAGUUCUGGAACUAUAGAUUUCCCUUUCAAAUUACUACUAAACAACUUGCAUAUAUCAGCUGCAUUUUAUGAACAAUCAGAAUCAGUGAUGGGAAAUGAGAUUUUAAUACAAAUAUUUUCUUCUCUUGUCAGUGAAGUUAGUCGGAUUCCGUUUAGUUUAAAUGUGGAGAACACAGAAUUCCUUGAUGAAACUUGGUCUCUACCAGCAUUUAGAAGUUAUACAUUUGUUCCAUGCAAAAUGCUUGGUGCCCGGGUAGAAACAGUAGAUGGUCAUUAUUUAGUGACAGAAGUAGAUCCUACUGGAGUUGUUGCCGAAGACAAUCAGAUUACUGUUGGGGAUAUUUUGUCUAGCAUGUAUGGUUGUACAUUACGUAAUUCUGGGAUUUUUUUAAACAAUCUUCGAUCACUUCACAAUGGUCAACCUGUUCCCGUUGGUGUUACAAAAGCGCUGAUGCCUGAUGGACACAUAUAUCCUCGUGUGAAGUUUCUUUUAGAACAACAUGGUUAUUUUAACUUAGUUGUAGAGCUUGAAAAGACUGGACAAGUUCAUAUUGUUGACAAUCCCAAAAGUAGUUUUUUUGAUCAGAGACCUUGGUGUCGUUUUCGAUAUAUUGGUCAGUAUGAAGUUGGUCCAAAUGGUGGUGUAAAUAUGAUCAAUCGUUCUAUUAUUUCCCUUCUAAGUAAUUUGAAGAGUUCAAAUGGACAAACUCCGGUGUAUAUUGAAUUAGGUGUACACCGAAAAUCGAGGGAUUCAAUUCUUCACCUAUUAGUCGUUUAUAUCAGUAUAUAAAAUGACCGAACCAAUGGACUCACCCCAUAAAAUUUCAUACCAACGAGUUUUCUUGCCUUAGAAAAACUUUUACUUCCUUCAAAAAUGUAUGUGUAACACAGUUGAUGUAUAACUUUUGAGAUUCUGUAGUUUAGACCUAUAUUUUCAGUACAUUGCUGAUCAGUGUACCAUCUUAAAUAAUAGUAUGACUUAUAUUAUGUUGCUUGGUGUUAAUGGGGAUACCGUGUGAAUGAAGCUAGAUGUAACUGUUGUUUACACCUUAAUAACACCCAGUGACCACAUGGUUUCAAAACCCGUAGGUAGGCUUUGUAAAGUUUUUAAUUAAUAUCAAAGACUAAUGGAAGAUGUUUUCGUCUUUGUUUAACAACUGUGAUCGACAAACAGGUAUUGAAAGAGCUCAACGAAAUUCACAGGAAUAUUGUAUCUAUCAGCAGAAUGUGUUUUGAAACUCCAGGUGGAUUCAAUGUGGAGUUUAAUAGUAUUUUAAAAGUGUAACCAGUACUCGUUUACACUUUUCUUGUGAUUCGAUAACUUUAGUAGGAAAUGGUGAAACUGGAUAACCACCGACUUCUUCAUGUACUGUUAUACAAGGAUUAUGGUGAUGAUUCGUUGUCCCAACCUCUGCAGUUUAAUCUGGGUUGAAACCAGUAAUGGUUAUUCAUUUACACACAUAUUAAAGUCACAGAUUAGUCUGAGAUAUAAAUAACAACAGAAAAUGCGCUAAAAUACUAGACCUGUUUACCAACAAUAAUCGUUCCUUUCGGUACUUCUCACUUCAGUAAUUUGCGGAAUUAUGCCAUGAAAGUUGACCAGCGAUUUCGAAAGAAUAUGACACCCAUAAACAAUGUUGGAGAAUAUUUAUAGCUUAGAGGGAUGAUCUUGGUUGUCUUGCGUCCUCUCAGCUGGAUACUUUCAGUGUCUUCCUAGACAACUUCUUCAACACUAACUUCAGUUUGAAAUGAGAUAUCAGGAUUUCUGUGUGGAAGCUUCAGUAACUUGCCUUGACAAAGUGGUUUGUGUUUGGUGGUUCCCUUUGGUUUUUGUAUCACUGCGUGUGCAGGUUUUCCUAUUGACCUCUCGACCUGCCUUCUAACCUGUAGUUGCUUAACAUUUUGUGUGCUGGUUGAUAGAUUGUAUGCUGUUUGCUUCUAUGAGCUUUCUGGUAUUCUUUGUGUUCCCUCUGUCCAAUAUCUCUCUAUUUUCAAAAUUGAAUUAAUAUCUGUAUCUGUCUACAUGCAUUGGCAUGUGCGACGAGAUGUCGUCACGUUUAAUAGCCAAUUGAUCUAUUUUUGAUUUAGCUUAGUUUUUGUGCUCUGUUAUUCUAAUCGACUCCGGUGGACUACUUUGACCUAUGUAUUUGACUUCGCAACCAUUGUAAAGGAUUUGGUAAACUAGAUUGUUUCGCUUUGUAGGUUAAAAGGUCCUAUCGAUGCAAUUAAGCAAAAUAAUUGGGUUUACCGAAUCCCUUACAAUGACUAUGAAGUCAAACGCAUAGGUCGAAGUAGUCGACCAGGAUCGAUUAGAAUAACGGAGCACAAAAACUUAGCUAAAUCAAGAUUGGUAGAUCCUAAUAACAUAAAAAAUUUAGAGAAAAGCUUGGCUAUAUCUCUGCAUGCAAUUACACACAAUCACACAGUAGGGUGGGACAGAGCGACAGUGGUAAAAACUAACUUAGUUGGGUGGAGGGAGAGAUUGAUAACCGAAUCAUUGUUUAUCGAAUCAACAUGCAGAGAUAGAAAUGAUUCUGCGUCUGUCCCAGAUAUAUCGAAAGUCCUACUACCCUUUUCAUCGCAGAGAAAAAGAGAAUAUUAGGAAUAUAUGAACUCUGUAUCACAGUUAUGGAGUUACCUGAUAUGAAUGUGGACAGUAAAUUGUGUCCGAAAUGUUAUCCAGUAAAUGAUAUUGUUUCGUUUUUUGACAUUUCUAAUAAACUGACUAAAAUGGAAUUGCAAUCCUCUACAAUGCCCAAGUUUUACUCCUAAAUUUAUCCAAUGUAGUUCUGAUCUCAGUUGUUGCAGUUCAUUUUUUAAAUGAUAUUACGUUUGCCUUCUUUGGCUGUUGCGUCUUUUGGUCUGCAUGAUAUGGAUCUUUUAUGCCGAUGAUACUUUUAUUAUUAAUAAAAAGGAUGAAUUAGAAAACGUUUUUAGUUUGAUGAAAAUUGUUUUCGAAUAUAUUAAAUUCAUAAUGGAUAAGGAGUCGAACAACGAACUACCAUUCCUAGAAGUUUUAGCCAAUAGAACCAACGUCGGAGGAUUGGAGACUCAAGUGUGCAGGAAGUCAGCAUACACUGAUCAAAUCCUCAACUACAGUAGCAACAACCCAACAACGCACAAAUCUAGAUACGUACAGACUUUAUUCGAAAAAGCAAGAACACGCUGUAGUAUAACAACGUCAUGGUGAGACGAAACCUCUCCUAGUUAACUAGUUCGCUAGUUUACUAGCCGGUUCUAAGCCCGGGUAAACAGGAAAGCUUGGGCAUAGAGCUAGCAACCCUACCCCGUAAAACCAAUCCAAUCGCUAAAGCACAAAAAAUAUAAAACAUAAAAAUAAACUUAUUCCUCGCUGGAAUCGGGAAGACGAAAUGACUCCACUUGGUGAAAGCCUUCCGGAACCCAAUUGGUCGAUGUGUCUUCUCUCGAUGACAGCGAAAGUAAACAUAGAGAAGUAGAAUGUCCGCACACUGUUUCAAGCUGACUGACUGGCAAGGCUGCCCAAAUUGCAAAAUACAUGAGAAGGAAUAGCAUAGAUGUGCUAGGAAUCUGCGAAAGCAGAGGGAAUGCAAGUGGACUCUGCAAACUGUCAACUGAAGAGUCAAUAAACUACUCCAAUAUUGCCACCCACACGACAACCACGAACACACCGAGUUCUCGAGUGGCUGUCAUGAUGUCCCUAAGAGCAUCUAAGGCUGUCAUGCUGUGGGAACCAAUCUCCUCCUGCAGAAUCAUGACACCAAGAUUCAAUUCAAAAAGAAUGGAAGUCACAAUCAUGCAAUGCUACGCUGUGCACCUACAAAUAAUGUAGAUGAAGUGAAGGAGGAGGAAUUCUAUAGACAACUGCAAUCAGUAAUGGACAAGACCCCACCCAAGUUGGUGACAUCAAAAUUAUAAUGGAUGGUGUUACAUGAAUGCCGAACGGGGAGCGGACAACACAGGAAGAGAACUCAUGAUGGAUCAACAGGCACUCAAUGAAAUGAUGAAUGAGAAUGGAGAACUGUUUGCGGACUUCUGCACAUUCAACGAUCUGGUCAUUGGAGACGAGGCAGUGUGUACAAGCACAAGGAUAUUCACAAAGUGACAUGGACACACUAAAAAUCAGAUCGACUUCAUCUCAAUGUGAAGAAAGUGGAGACGCAGCCUACUGGACACAAGAUCAAAAAGGAGAGCAGAUGUAGUUUCAGAACACUCACUAUCUAGUACAAAGAACCUGCCUUCACAAUGAAGCUGAAAGCCUUCACAGAACUUGAAGUUUAACACCCAGCACAGAAACUGAAGGACGAAACUACAAAUGACAUCUUCACGUCAGUCAGUUAUCAGGAUGAAAUGGUAGACAUAAAGCGACAUACCUGAAGAAACCUGUGUGAAAGAACACUGGAACUCUGAAAGAGAUGUGAAAGGAAACCUGCAUAACUGUGUCAGGAAGGAAGAAGAAGCAGGACAAGGAAUAGAUCUCGACGUAUACAUGGAAGCUGAUUGAGGUGGGAGAGGAAGAUGGUGAAGCAGAAGAUGAACCAGUGCAGUAGAGUGCAGGGAUGAACAACGAAGAGGGGAAGUGAACACAACCUAUAAAACACUACACUGGACAAAGAAGUGAAGAAGAGUGCGCGCAAAGACAAAAGACACUUCUACGACACAUUGGCAAGUGAAGCAGCACAGGCUGCAGGUAGGAGAGACCCUGACAACACCAUAUAAAAUAACCAUUUUUAGGAGGGGAGAGAUCAACAUAGCGCAGAUCAUAGUGAAGGAAACUUAGUUAGCAAAGAGGACCCAAAGGACAAAUAAUGGUGAAACGUAGAGAAUUACUUCAUGUCUGUUUACAAAGAACAGCAGUUGCCACUCAACUUCAUCAGUUGUCUGUCCAAUUCAUGAAUAAACACAAAGUCGUUGAGGAAAAACAACCAACAUAUCAUCCUACCAAACAUAAAGAAUAUAUCAGAUAUUAUGAUAAGACUACUGAGAAUAUUUGGAAUUUAUGUGGUUCACAAACCAACAAAUUCGCUUCAAAGCUUACAUGAACAUCAGUCGAUAGUUGAACGUCACGACAUUGUGUCAUUUAUAUGCCUGGAUCUGGACAACUGUGGACAUGAAUUCAGUUUUGAAAAUGUAGAAAUUUCGGUGGGAGGAAGCCCGGAAACUACAAAAUAACUCGUAGAUGGUUGGUACGCAUAUCAGUAAGCAUGCAGAUAGAUAGGUAGACAGACAAACAAAAUCAACGUAGAACCCCGCACACAGGUUUAUUCGUUCAAGUUGCCAUACUUCCUAGUAGUAUACAACCAAUAGGUGGAUCGAAAAAGAAUGAUAUCAAAGUAGAUGGAGUCGUGUGAGAGAAUAAACCAUUCGCAGAUAGAGGUCAUUGCGAAUAUUCAAGCUUUAGAAGACGCUACUGGAACCGAUUCAUAGCUAUUUCAUUAAGAGACUUCAGCCACUAGUUGCUAUUGUUUCAUCCUGGUCAGGCAGUUUACAUCUCUCCACUUGGCUCAGACCAACAGUCAGGGAUUUCACGAACUGGUGCCAUGUCUUGGCCUGGCCACCCUGAGUCUUCUUACAACCUAAUCCAACUUCCCUAGCCAGAAUGACAAGUCGAAGUAGGCUGUAGGUCAGCAUGCGCAGCACAUGUUGAAGCCAUCGAAACGGAUGAGGGUUCAUAACCUCAUUAAUCCACUUGUCUGGCAACGAAAGCUUCCCGAUUAAACCAGAGAAGGCAACACAACCAAGAUCUAAAACGUUUAUUUAUAAUUUAAAAAAAUACACUAAGCAAACAGUCCUGGCAUUCCUUAUUAAUCCAAUGAAAUUCCUGACUUAUUAACAUAAUUCCUUCCACACAAUAGCGUAAAUCGAAUUGCUAAGCUCGAAACCUGUUGUUUCAAUAACCGAUAACCUGUGGUGUGUAUACUUAUUUCCCCUGCUUCCUACCAACUCAGUGGCGGAACCUUACUAACCUCACAUUCCGUUUAUCAUCGAAAAUCAAAAUGAGCUCAAUAUACACUGAAGCAUGGUUGGAGUACAGACAAACACGCCACAGGUGGUGCUAAUCCCAUAUGAACCCACACCAUGAUUAGCUUUAUUGCAGUAUGAUCUAUCUCAGGGUUCUUUUAUGUAGAAUAGCCAGCCCACUAGGAAGCAGAGCGGUGGUUAUGGUGGAUAGCAGCGAUGGUUGAAAAUCACAGCCUGUAAGAUGCUACAGUUGACGACUUUUAUUAUGCGGACAUAUACGAGAACGUUACCAUUGGGUUCUUGCCUAAAAAGCCUAUGGUGCACGCAUACACACGCUCCUGGAAGGCACCACUUUAUUUGUCAAGUGUAACUAUUUAAGGUUGACAAUAGCUUAGUAAUAGAAUUUUCCUUUUUUGUUGUAUCUAAGCUUCAACCUAUGCACUAGAGGUGUAGAAAUUGAAUGUGAGCUUGGAAAGCUAACCAAUUAUGUGUAUGCAUCUUAUUCGUUGUCGUAAUGUAAAUUAUUUGUAAAAAUACUACAUUCCUUUAGUUGGCUGAGAGAAAUAUAUUCAACCACCGUAUUGUUAGACUUCAUAGUCUGAGUAUUGAAUUCUCCUACAUAGGAAACAGUCUACAAGUGUAGUGGGCGCUGGUGAUCAGAAUGGAUAUGAGUAGUAUAUGUUGAGAGAGCGGCAGAAAUCAUAGGCAAUUACCAGCAAUGGGUAAAUAUUCUGCCCGGAGAAACCCAAGAAGUAAUGUGGGCAUAUGAAGAGCGAAUCGAGAUACUAGCAGAAGAGGAAAUGAAACACAUUGUGCGAAUGACUGUCUUAGUGAAAAGUGUACAGUAUUUGAUGACUACUAUACAAGAUGUCAGUAAUAAACAUUUCUUCCUUCGUCUCCAUCUUGUCGUUUCCUACAUCUUCAUUUCUAUUGCCUUUGACAGUUUUAUCAUUCGCAUAAAUAGUGUACAUUGUAUUCUUUCCGUGUAUAUUCACUGACUUCAGGUGAACUAGGUGUGACUGUAUGGGAAAUAGAGUUGAGAAAUGAUAAAAUUGAACGUGCUAAUCAACCACUAUUACGUCAUUCCUAUCCUCAAAUAUCUUCAUGUGGUCGAAGAACUGAUGAAACAAAUUAUUUUGCUUAUAUAGCCGGGGAUGAAUCAUGCACUACAGCAAAUCACUUCACUUGUUAUGUGUUUGAAUCAGUUGACAGAGAAGAAGCUAGAAGGAUUAUAUCUGGUCUAUCAUUGGGUUUCGAUAGAACCCAUUGGACUCUAUAACAUUUUAGAUGGAUUCGAAUUUUUGAAGAAGGAGGAGAAGAAAAGCAAUCUCUUAUCCAUUGUUUAUUGUGAUAAAUUACUUAUACUACUCGUUUCAAUAAUUUCAUCUUUCGUCCAAUUCUGAUUUCACUUAUUCCUAUUUAAAAAUUGAUAAUAGGCGGCUAAUUAUUUCAGUUUUUGGCAUUUCCUUAUGGGGACAUAUAGUGUAAUUGUAUAACAUUCAAAUACUUUUAGUCUUGUUUGUUUUUCAUAACCGAAAUAUCGAUUAGUGGUUCGUAUUUUUUGUCCCUCAUGCACUCUUUAACUUAUUUUAUUUGUCAAGCAUAAUUUCUAUUUUCUUCUUUUAUCUAUUAUUUAUUGAUUUGUACCUGUAGGUUUUUUGUUCAUCAGUUGAGUAUGUUAGGCUAUUCAUUUUCAUGUCAUGCGUAUUGUUCAUACUGUGUGUGUGUAUGUGUAUGUAUGUUUCUGUUUCCCAUGACUCAUCAACUAAAUGAUCUUACACCAUUGAACAAUCUUUUAACACUGACGGGUGGUGUAUGCAUUUCGCUGUGAUAUACUAACUGUUUUAAUCUGUUAUAUUAUUAUGUUUUGGUAUUGGUGUGAAAAAAUUGACGUGUAUCGUUAAUAAUAUAUAUGCAGUAUGUUUGUUGU
Molecule: messenger RNA, 8380 nt
Organism: Heterobilharzia americana
Lineage: Eukaryota; Metazoa; Platyhelminthes; Trematoda; Strigeidida; Schistosomatidae
Source: the annotation of a GenBank genome assembly